Molecule: messenger RNA, 2343 nt
Organism: Pyrus x bretschneideri (Chinese white pear)
Lineage: Eukaryota; Viridiplantae; Streptophyta; Magnoliopsida; Rosales; Rosaceae
Product: protein OBERON 1
Exons: 6
Coding region: 313-1737 (474 amino acids)
Source: RefSeq, a predicted model, not a curated record
UUUGGAUAAUCACAAGUUGCCCAUUUCUUGCUAAUUACCCUAAUACCCCAAUUUUCAGAAAUUUGCUUUCUCCCUCUCCCUCUCCCCCUAUCUCCGGUGACCCCCGUCGCUUUUUGGCUGCAACUCAAUCCGAUCUGUACGCCCACAGUGACCCUCUCUCGUUGGUUCGAGGGUCUUCCAAGGGGUUUUCUUCUUUUGUCUUUUUUUUUUUUUUUUCCUUUUGAUCUUCCUUCUACCUUUCUUGGCCUCCAUUUCCGCAAAUGUGACGAGCUGACUUUCUGGAAUCCGAAACCCUAAUCUAUCUGAGGAAUCAUGGAGAUCGAUUUUGAUGCUGAAAGUGAUAGGACACCAGAGACAAAUGAAAAUGGUUUUGUUUGUAAUCCAGUUUUACCUGAUGAUUCUGGGGAAGGUUUGCCUUAUGCUCCUGUGAAUUGGCCUAAUCCUGGUGAUAAUUGGCGCUGGAAGGUGGGGAAGAGAGUUUCUGCUGCUGGACACUUUCUGGAUAGGUAUCUCUAUCUUCCAAAGCGUCUUCGCAAUCGUGAACAUUCAACUCGUAGGAAAUAUGGUUUUGCAAGCAGGCUUGCAGUUGAACGAUAUAUCAAAGCAACAUUUCCUGGUUUAAAUCUUGAUGACUUUUUUACAAAAUUCUCCUGGAGGAUCCCUGCACACCAGUCAGCAUUGACAAAUGGUAGUGCGAAGCUGAAGCAUGUGUCACAUGUUCUACCCCCCGAAGAGUGUGCAGAACCUGAUUACAUGUCUGAUACUGAGCGUUGUAAAGCCGGAAAUAAAAAGUGCAGCAGUCUGUUGGAACAAGCAGAAAGCCCAGCUUUAGCAGUAAUGGAGUGUGAUAUUUGCUGCACUGAACCUAAGUUCUGCCGUGAUUGCUGUUGCAUUCUUUGUUGCAAGUCUGUAAACUCGUCCUGUGCAGGUUAUGAUUACAUUCGAUGCGAAGCAUUGAUGCAUGAUGGUAGCAUAUGUGGGCAUGCUGCCCACAUUGAUUGUGCUCUGCGAUGUUACAUGGCUGGCACUGUAGGAGGAAGCAUUGGCUUGGAUUCUGAAUACUAUUGCCGGCGCUGUGAUGAAAAGACAGAUUUGGUUUCACAUUUCACAAGGCUUUUACUUGCUUGCGAAUCUCUUGAUUCUCGGGAUGAUGUUGAGAAGAUUUUAAAUUUUGGUAUCUGCAUUUUGUGUGGUUCACAGAAAACCAGUGCAAAGGACCUGCUGAAACGUAUUGAAGUGGCCAUUGAAAAGCUCAAAUGUGGGACUAAUCUUGAAGAUAUUUGGAAAGAGGGUGACAAUUUUUCAACUAUCUCCAUUGAUGUCUCUCAUCAUGGAGAUACUGUCAUGGAACUUACUGGCUUCCAAGAACCCUUGGAUGUCAGGGGCUCACAAUUUUAUUAUCGAACUGAAGCUCAAAAACUUGAGGAAGAGAUUGAUCAGGUUCUCCAUGCACUAAGAAGGUCACAGGAAACUGAAUUUAAAAUGGCGGAGGAAUGCCUUAAUGCACAGAAGAACUAUCUCUGUAAUCUGUAUCAGCAACUUGAGAAGGAGAAGUCUGAUUUGGUACAGCACGCUUCAACUGACUCGGACGCUUUACUGAGUACUGUAAUGAGCAGAGUGAAGCAGAUUAAAAGCGAAGUCAAAAAGCUUAAGGAUAUGGAAGAAGUGGCCAACGGAUUUGGAAAGACUUCUAGAGCUGUCCUGAAGGAGCACUUCAGUUUGGCAAUUGAGGAUUGAAGUAAACCUUACUGGAUUAUGAUGGUUUAAUUUCGUUGUUUCAUCAACUUUGGUAUUGAACUGGCUUCUUUAUGGUUUGAAUCGAUUGCGCAUUAGAUUUUUGUGCAAUCGUGCUGUCACAUUUUUGUGUGAGGUUUGUAAGCACAAGGGCAUCUAGUAGAAUCAGCCCGUGCCUACUGGCAGAAGAAAGGUAUGAAGAGCCCGUUGAAGGACUUUCAAGGAACCCUCUUAUGUUGUGAAUUGUAUCCUAUGAACUCCCAAAGAAUCUGCACCUUCUUGCAGUGAUUGCGUUGUUUGAUGAAACGGUGCAUGAGAAAGGUCGUCGCAGAUUCUAGUCUGUUUGAAGCAUCAGGCAAGUGUGCUCUCAACCUCCCAAUUUCCCCGACUGUGUUUUUUUUCUUCUUUUUAUGUUUGUGAAGGCGGUUCGCCUGACUGGGGAAUCGGAAAUUUUGGCAACUGGAGAACACUUUGGCUGGAGUGCUGCUGCUCUUCGUUCGUGUGAAUAGGUUGGUUGCAGAUGUAGGCAUUUUCAUUUCCUGUACAAUGUGUGCACAAUGCACAAAUAUAGUUUCUUCGGAAUGAAAUGGACCUUUCACGUUGUUAAAA